AUUGCAGAUCUACAACUCCAUAAACUGGAUGAAUUGGACUGUUUGAUCCAGGGCCUCCUUUAUGUUGAUUCUGUUGGUUUCAAUGGCCAACCAGAGUGCUAUUAUUUUGAAAAUCCUACAGAUCCUGAACAGUGCCAGAAAAAGCCUUACUGCCUUGAUAAUCCUUAUCCAAUGCUGCUGGUUAACAUAGGCUCAGGGGUCAGCAUCCUAGCUGUGUAUUCUAAGGACAACUAUAAGAGAGUCACAGGAUCCAGCCUUGGAGGAGGAACAUUCCUGGGCCUGUGCUGCCUGCUGACUGGCUGUGAGACAUUUGAAGAAGCGCUAGAAAUGGCUGCGAAAGGAGACAGCACCAACGUGGAUAAACUGGUGAAAGAUAUUUACGGAGGAGACUACGAGCGGUUUGGCCUUCAAGGGUCUGCUGUAGCCUCAAGCUUUGGUCAUAUGAUGAGUAAAGAAAAGAGAGAUUCCAUCAGUAAAGAGGACUUGGCCAGAGCUACUUUGGUCACCAUCACCAACAACAUAGGUUCUAUUGCUCGCAUGUGUGCAUUGAAUGAGAACAUCGACAAGGUGGUAUUUGUUGGCAACUUUCUCAGAAUUAAUAUGGUUUCUAUGAAGGUGCUAGCAUAUGCUAUGGAUUAUUGGUCCAAGGGACAGCUGAAAGCUCUGUUUUUGGAACAUGAGGGUUAUUUUGGAGCUGUUGGGGCUCUUCUAGAAUUGCUUAAGAUGACAGAUGAUCAGUGAUGAAGGUGUCUGAAGAGAUUCCUACUGCAGAUGCUGCUGGAUAAGAGUGAAAGCCACUACGAGGAUGGAAGUGAAGCCAUUAUGGUAGUUCUACCUGCUGGAUUUGUAAAUAAUUUAAAAUCCUUUUAGCUGAUCUUUAACUUCUGGGUUUUAAGCUUAUACUACAGAAUUCAUACUGGGAAUAAUAAGAUUUUUUUUUCUCUACACUGUAUUUUUUAGGGAAAAAAUGUGCAAAGUGGCCAAACAUACAGAUUUUAUGGAUUUAUUUUAAAAAGUGGAUUCUGUUUAACAUAGGGCCUGGGAUGUGAGGCAUCUGCUUUUCUUCUGGGGUUUACUGAUUAGUGUGGUAACUUUAACUUCAUUUGGUAAUCACUCUAGGAGAUUUUUUAAUCUUAUUUUCAUGACGUUUCAUGAUUUGUUCUUGGUUUCAAAUGAAACUACAAAGCUGAUGCAUAUUACUGUGAAAACUAGUCAUUGAUUUGUUGCCUUUCCUUUCCUCAUGAGAUGAGAUACUUUUUUUAAUCUAGCAUUACUCCACCCCCCCAAAAA
Pterocles gutturalis (yellow-throated sandgrouse) is the source of this 1290-nucleotide messenger RNA. RefSeq names its product pantothenate kinase 1. The transcript is spliced from 5 exons. The annotation marks the transcript as partial. The record is from RefSeq and is a predicted model, not a curated record. NCBI's taxonomy places the organism in Eukaryota, Metazoa, Chordata, Aves, Pterocliformes, Pteroclidae. Gene Ontology annotation, biological process: coenzyme A biosynthetic process. Gene Ontology annotation, cellular component: nucleus; cytosol. Gene Ontology annotation, molecular function: pantothenate kinase activity; ATP binding.